This is a messenger RNA of Nilaparvata lugens (brown planthopper), 5430 nucleotides long. Its product is annotated as paxillin homolog 1. The record is from RefSeq and is a predicted model, not a curated record. NCBI's taxonomy places the organism in Eukaryota, Metazoa, Arthropoda, Insecta, Hemiptera, Delphacidae.
CGCGCUUAACUACUGGCAAGUACCUGAUCCUGCCAUCAGGAGCGCUGACUGUCUUCCCCCACCACUCGGCGCAGACUCGAACUGGUCAGUCGUUAGCUAGCUGUUGUGGCGUGAGGUUGUCGCUCGUUCCUCUAACCACACAUCUUAACCUCAAAACGUCGUUUGUCCAAAAUAGUAAACUUUGCACAAUAGUUUCAAACUAAGUCGCGCGGCUCGCGUUGUUUGUGUGACAAAUUGUGUGAUUUUGUGGCUGGUGCUGAGUUGGGCCAAGAUUUAGCUCAAAAUAUUUCUCAGAAAAUCAAAGUGCAAGUGUGUCAGGGUUGAAGGUUCCACUGGUUGCUGAACACAACAAAACCCACCAUGGAUGAACUAACUCUUUGUCGGAUAUAAUAUUGUCUGCUUUCAAAUUCAGGUGGACAGUUCGAACUAGGGAUACUGCCACGCUCAACCAGCAAUAUCUUCUAGCCAAUCAGAAAGGCUUAUUCGACAUCACCGUCAAAAAAUAAGACUUGCAAGCUGGCUGCCACUACGACAACAAUGAACACACACUACCACAGUUACGGGGGGGUGGGAGGGGGCCCAGACCUGGUGUCCCCCUCGCACUCGCCCGGGGGAGGCCUUGGGGGUCCCGACGGAGGAGGCCCCGGAGUGCAGGGUGGUGGUGGCGGUCCCUACGGUGGGCCACCCCCAGGCAACCAGGGGGGACCGCACCCUCUCAGCAACGGGGCACACUUCACCAACAGUCUGCACCAACACCCCCUCCACCACCACCAUCAUCACCAUCAUCAUCACCAUAUGAACAACAAUAACAACAACAACAGUACCAGCAACAACAACAACAACCAGAACUGUGCCGCUGUCAAGGUUUGCGCCGGCUGCAACGGGAAAAUAGUGGAAAGGUUUCUGCUGCAUGCGCUGGACCGCUACUGGCACAAUUCUUGCCUGAAGUGCAGCUGCUGCGGCUGCGUACUCGCCGAGAUUGGAUCGUCCUGCUUCACCAAGGCCGGCAUGAUUCUCUGCAAAAACGACUAUAUCAGAAUGUUCGGUAACUCGGGAGCGUGCUCGGCGUGCGGCCAGACGAUACCCGCCUCAGAGUUCGUGAUGCGAGCGGGGGGAGGCAUGGGGGGCCAGGGGCACCCCCGCACCAACCCCCCACGGGGGGUCCUCACCCCCCACCACGUGUUCCACCUCAAGUGCUUUGCCUGUUCCAAGUGCGGCGCACAACUCAUGCAGGGUGAUCGUUACUAUUUGCUCGCUGGUAGUCUCGUCUGUGAACAGGACUGGCAGAAACUGUUGAAGGGGUCAGCGGCGGCGCAGGCAAACGCGGCGGGGGGCACGACCACCGUACGGAAGGGCAAAGUGGGCCGCCCUAGGCGGAGUCGCGACUGAACUAGCCCUGACAACCCUUCACCCUACCCUAAUAACGCCACUGCACCGCUAUGGUGCUCGUUGUGGUCGGCCAUAACUUGUUGAUGACGUCAGAGGAGUGCGCUAAGCGGGGGACCAUCACAAAACACAAAAAUCAUGUAAAUAAAAUACAAAAAAUGAAGUAGAAAAAGGCAGAAACGCGCGCAAAGUACGUCAAGUUCGUCCGACUCUCGUUGUUACUUGAAAACUUAGUAAGUUACGUGUACUUAAAUUUAAACUUAAUUGCAGCUCAAUCCCGAACUGUUCGUGAACGCAUUGCAACAAUCGAAAGAAAAUGUUUGUUGUUCAAUCAAUAUGAAACACUACAAAAGAGUAUAAAUAUGUAAAAUAGUUAUUUAUUUUCGUCUCUUUCGAUUUAUAUUGUUUCUUUCACUUUUCUACUCUACAGAUUGUUAGCUAAGUCGUCGUUUGUAAAAAAUGAUCACACCUGUAAAUUAUAGUUUAUAAAUAAUAGACAUAUUAUCUAGAAUUGUAAGUGCGAAAUUUCUAUCCUAGAAUAAUACUACAUUGCCGAGGAAAUUUUCGAAAAAAAAACAUUCUCGGAAUCUCUGUUGUAAAUAAGCUAUGUUCGUUGCAUGGUACGGCAAAGUUAUUAUAUGAUUAGGAGAAAUUGUUCGUUUUUAGCUUGUUUUGACCAAAAGCUGUGGAGAGAUUCACUUCAAACUGUGUGUUGAAUGGAUGUCAUUUAUCAUGACAGUUCGACGUAAAUCUCACUACUUCCAAAUGGUUGAAUUCGUUUCAGAUCGGAUAAAAAUUAUUAUUUCAUUAGGAGAAUUAAUUUACUACAGAGUAGUAGCCUAUUCAUUCAUUAUUGUACGGUUCAUGCACAUUUUUCGAUAAUGGUCUUGAGUGAAUGUGUAGAACACAGUUUUAUGAUCAAAUUUCGAACAGUAUUAUUUUAGUUUAGAAGAAACUUGUUUCAUUGUAGGAUCACACUGGCUUUUAAGAUGACUGUGUUUUUAAGACUUCAACACAACAAAUUUCCCAAACAUUGUAUCUAGAGACAAAAUAUAUAUCACUUGUUUUUCAAAUUCAAAAAAUGUAAUUGCUCGAUGUGUCUCCAUUCAGUACUGAAAUAGACUGUGUUUUUAUCAAAUUAUUAUACUACUGUAUCUUCUAAUCAGAAAUGUUUUAGAUGGAACACUCAAGAUUAUUCCGUUUCCAAUUUGUUAUUUAAAAUUAAAAAGGUUCUCAGACAGUAGAAUGCUACUUGACAUAUGAGUGCAUCAAAAUGGUGAUUUCUAUUAAAAUUUUCUUAAUCUGUUGGAUUAUUGUGAUCUGAGACCCUCUAGUUUAGUAUUCAUUAUAUCUCCAUAAAUUGAAUUAAUAUCAAUAAAUUUUGAUGUUUGCAAGAGAACUGAGUCGUCUUCAUAAAUACUAUAAAAUUUUCAAUAAUGCAAUAAUAAUUGAUCUAUCUUAAUUACUUAACAACAAGAGCCUUCCACUCUGUUUCCAGUAAAAUUGAACCUCUGUGAGGUUUUUUGUGUUAAAAAUGUGUUAUAAAUGUUAUCCACACUUAUGAUUGGUGUAUUUUUCAAUAUCAUUGAAUUGAUAAUUUAUUUUAAAAAGUGGAUUCAUGAUAUCUACUAAUAAUUGUAAUAAACUCAUUGUCAACGAGAGAGUAUCAUAAAAAAUUGAUACAUUUCUGAUACAUUUAUUUCUAUGUUUUUUGAACUGAAACAGACAGUACACAAAUAUAUCAUUACUCCUAUUCUCUUGAAUAGGUUAUAUUAUGUAGAUUUAUAUUCAAAAAAUAUUCUGGUCAUCCCUUUUGAGUCAAUGAUGAUUGAAUUUUAUAGGAACAACAAUAUGUAUUAAUCUUUAGCUCGGAUAAACCAUAUGUUUUUCCAAUGAAUGAUAAAUAAUUAUAAUAGAAUUUGGUCUACAACAUUAUUUAUAUCCAUUUUCAUCGGAAAAUAGACCUACAUGUCGUAAUUUGUGUUCAGUAGACUCCAUACUACUUGAUUUAUUAUGUAUAAUGAACUACGUAGUAUAGAGUUCACUGUCUAUAAUAGAACAACGUACCCCUCACCAAUAUUUUCAACUGUCUGACAAUUAUCAUUUUCUCAAAUUAAACGAUUCUACGUGAUCGAUACGUAACAUUGAUUAAGAACUUCCUUCGCUGACAAAUGAGUUUGUUGAAAAGAAAAAAUCAAAAAUGUAACCAGUGCAAUCGCAAGCCUUCACUGUUGUAUUUUUUGUAAAUAAUUUUUGUUAUUGUUAUAACUGUUUAUUGUAUGUUUGAAUGCAAUCAGUGUAUUAGUUGGACUUAGUUUUUGAGAGUUAGUAACGAUAAUAAUAAUCGAUUUUUUGCAAUACAUUGAAUCAUUGGGCAAUCAAUAUUUGAUUAUUAAAUAAUAAAACCAUUCAGCAAUAAGUGAAAUUCUAGCAAAUAAUUGAAUUUAGUUGAGAAUAAUGAUCAAAUACAUAAUUUGAAUUGAUCUCGUAUUCAUUUGUAACCACUGUUGAAAUGUCGAGUCUUGCUUGGUUGAAUUGAAUGGCCUUCAAGCUGACGUGUUCAACUCAAAGAAUUGAGCAAUCAAAAGCAUUUUAUUCUAAACAACUGCUUCAUGAAUCAAGCAAUAACUUCAAGCAAUAUGUCGCUCAUUCUCAAUUUAUCACUUGAUAUUUCCAAAAUCGCUCACAUUAUCAUGCAAUUUGUUUAGAUGUAUAAUCUCUCAUAAGCUCGUUUAGUAUUUUCUCGGUGAACAAGAUUUUAAAAUGACUGUGCAGUAUUAUUAUUCUUUAUCAUAAUUUAUUCGAUUCCUUCAUAAUUCCCUACUAGAGGCGCAUCCUCAUAUAUCAGUAUCAAGGAUCGUGUCCAGUACAAUAAAAAUAUGAUUCCUACGAGUUCUCAAGUGACUUUUCUCACUCAGCCCGGACGAGCGAGUAUGAAUAGUCCCAUUAGAUCACAUGGAAAUGAUAUUUCCACUGUACCUGACACGAUUACUGACACUGAAAUGUGAGAAUUCAGUUUCAAAAUUCCCUACUGAAUCUGGAUCUCUUCCAUUAUUUUAAUUGGAAGAAAUAUAUUGAGGGAAUCUGCAGAAAUUCAUAAGAAUCGUUAUCGAACUUAAUUUUAAGUUCAAUUUUGCCGAUCCUUUUGAAAAUAUGCUUUUACGAAGAGUAUUUUAAUUCUUCUUCUUUCUAUAAAUUGCUGGAAUUCUUAGUUCACAUGUUAAUCGAAUAUUUGCUCAAAGUAUUAAUGGUGUAGACGCAAUAAUCUCUUUAUACUCAUUUAUAUAUUCAAUGUAUAUUUGUAAACGAAAUUUGUUUUUUCGCUUUACAGAGUUUAAUCAAAUAAAUUUGACUCAAAAACAAAUUAUUCCAGUGUAUGUCUUUAGAAGUGCUCAACAAUCAUUAUAAAUUUCUGUAAUCGAACAAAGAAUAGUUUAUCAUAUUUCAUCCUGUAAGGUAUUGAACAUAUUAUAUUUUCCCAAUUACAAAAAAUAUUCAAUAAAACUUGAUGUUCGAUUCUGUUACAAUAUAUAUUCUUCAGCUGAAUUUUGACAGAUAAAAUCAAAAUAGUGCACAGUAUAGAAAUAGUAUAAAAUAUUUGCAAAACUUGUUUCUCAAAAUUGUUUACAAUGUAGAUACUGUAAUUGAAUAUAAAUUGAUUGUAUCUAUGAGUGGAGGUAGAAAGAAAUCAGACUUCAAUCAUUAUUUUGUAGUAGAAAUGAUGGUUCAAAUGUUUAUCAGGUAAUACAAUAUAGAUCUCAAGUCGUUGUGUGUAUUUUAGCAAAUACUUGUUUCCAUUCUCCAAGCAACUUUCUAGAUAUUUUGAAUUGUCAACCUUUCAAUGUGUUUCUGUUUUUUAGUUUCUCUAAUGCAUGAAGUUUGUCUCCAUUUUUACAUGGCAUGCAUACUUAUCCAUUGUGUAUAUAGUCCAGUUAAACUUUAAUUAUUGUUGUACAGUUUAUUGUAAUAAUAAAAUCUGUUGUGUACAUCUCGCAAUAAGUAAAUUCAAUAACUAUAUUAAUAAAAACUGGAUUCUUUCCAUUA